CGCCAAGCAUCUCAGUGGGAAAUUCAAAAGAGUGCGUGGUUUUGGACAGUUCUCCAACACAUCCCCAUUAACGCCCUUUUCUUAUUGUAUAACGUCACUUACAUAGAGAUUCAAGAUGGCGUCUACUGUGAGCGCCGCUGGAAAUGGCGGGAACCAUAGCUUCAAGGACAAGGAGAAGCCCAUGGCCGUCCGUGCGGGUAAUAUCAUGGCAGCUAGAGCUGUUGCUGAUGCCAUAAGAACGUCAUUGGGACCAAGAGGGAUGGACAAAAUGAUUCAAACUGGAAAAGGCGAAACCAUAAUUACGAACGAUGGAAACACGAUGUUAAAGGAUAUGGCUGUUAUGCACCCUGCCGCAAAAAUGCUGGUGGACCUUAGUGCAGCACAGGAUGUGGAAGCUGGCGAUGGAACAACCUCUGUUGUUGUGAUUGCAGGGAGUCUAUUGGGGGCUGCAGAUCGGUUAUUGGGGAAAGGAAUACAUCCAACUGUUAUCUCUGAAUCUUUCCAGAGAGCUGCGGCCGCGGCGGUGCAGAUUCUUAACGACAUGUCACACCCUAUAUCCCUUUCAGACCGAGCAACUCUUCUCCAAGCCGCUUCAACGUCCUUGUCCUCGAAGAUCGUCUCUCAAUAUUCAAACCUGCUCGGGCCCAUUGCCGUUGACUCCGUGCUAAAAACGAUAGACCCCAAAACAGCUGACAAUGUCGACCUUCGUAAUAUCCGUAUUGUGAAGAAAGUUGGAGGCACGAUUGAGGACUGCGAAAUGGUGGAUGGUUUAAUAUUGCAUCAGCCGGUCAUGAAAAGCGCUGGCGGCCCCGUCAGAGUUGAGAAGGCCAGAAUUGCAUUGAUUCAAUUUCAACUAAGCCCUCCCAAACCAGAUAUGGAAAAUCAAAUUGUCGUCAAUGACUAUCGACAGAUGGACAAAAUCAUUAAAGAAGAGCGCAUGUAUCUUCUCAACAUGGUAAAAAAGAUUGCCAAAACCAAGUGCAAUGUGCUUUUGAUUCAAAAAUCCAUCCUUCGCGAUGCCCUGAACGACAUCUCCCUUUAUUUCCUCUCUCGCGUGAAGAUCAUGGCUAUAAAGGACAUCGAACGUGACGAAGUAGAAUUUCUCUGCAAGAGUCUGGGCUGCAAACCCAUUGCCAACAUCGACUCAUUCACAGAGGACAAACUCGGAACCGCAGACUUAAUCGAGGAAGUACAACAUGUCGGAGCCCGCUAUACCAAGGUGACCGGCAUCAGAUCAGCAGCCGCAAAUCAGACCGUGUCUGUCAUAGCCCGCGGCGCAAAUAGCCUCGUUCUCGACGAAGUGGAGCGGUCCCUCCACGACGCCCUUUGUGUGAUCCGAUGCCUAGUUAAGAAGCGUGCCCUCAUUGCUGGCGGCGGUGCGCCCGAGAUCGAAAUCGCCCAAGCUUUAUCGAAACAAUCCCGCGCUCUCACAGGCACGGAAGCGAUAUGCUGGAAAGCUUUCGCCGAUGCAAUGGAGGUUAUCCCCACCACCCUUGCAGAGAAUGCCGGAUUGAACGGCAUCAAGGUCGUCACAGACCUCCGUCACCGACACGCUAUGGGAGAGAAAAAUGCCGGCGUGAGCAUCCGAAGUGGAGGGGUUAAGGACAAUAUUGCGGAUGAGAAAGUGCUGCAGCCGCUACUUGUGAGCACGAGUGCGAUUGAACUUGCAGCUGAAACAGUCAAAUUGAUCCUACGAAUUGAUGAUAUUGCUCUCUCUAGGUAAAGAGCGAAAAACACAUUGGUCCUGUGAAAGUUUUUAGCCUGCGCUGGGGUAAAGCUGGGGGGUUAAUGUAUAUGCCAAUGCAAAACAUAUGACUGGAGAAAGAGUUGAAAAGCUGUGUUUAAUUAUCCGAUCCACCUAGAAUAACAACAUACAUCUCAACCCUCUUGCCAUUGUCGUGGACUUCCAACAACGAACGAAGUAAGUUCAUUCAAUGUAAAUCGACUUGGUGAUUUCACCCCUCUGCAUUCCCCAAUUCCUACCGAAAUAUAUGUUACUAUUUGCCAUCAGCUAAAGUUCAACGUAAUAUGCUUUUAUCUCAAACACUGCCUAUCGAGUUCUUACAGGUGAACUGUUCUUUUCUUCUCUUUUUAUUGUCUGCCUAGCAUACUCAUUACGCGUAAUAAAGAUGCUCACUCAUGGCAGUCUAGAGCCAUUAGAUCACUCCCCCAGAGAAAAAUUUCGUAACAGGAGUCCGCUAAAAAGCCAAAUCAGGAGCAUACCUAGACAUAAAUAUAUUUGCACAACUCAUAUCCAGGAGGGGUAUAUUGUCGCGCAGAGUGAGAAUAAAAGGGGAGAUUAGUCUGGAAGCUGAGAGAAGUACGUACCCACCACAAAUUGAGGACCAGCUGGGUUACCCCCUACAGGUAGUCAUUUCUUGUGUCAAGCAAUCUGAGUAAAAGGGGGAUUUCUAGAACAAUGAAAGGGCGUGCCUUGUACUAGCGUACAUAGUAUUCAUAGUGAACGAAAGGCCUCAUGCCAUUCUCAAGCUGGGAUAACUGACUGAAGGAAAAUAAAAAUAAGUCGAAAACAGGCAAAACCGAUCAAAUAGAACCUUGGACGAAAAGUACAAUAAAAAUAUAGACAAGUCAGUGACAUCGUCACACGUUAUAAGAACAGGGUAGUAAGAAGGGGCCGCCGCAUCGCUCACUCAGUCAUGGGGGAAAUAGGGAAGUCCAUAUGACAGGAGACGUAAGAAAGAAAAUUGCCCGUCAGAUCCCAUAGAAUGUUCAACUAGCAAUCAAUGGCAAUCGGGUAAUGGCGAGACUUGCAAAGAGCGCGGUAACAACACAGAUGGCGCGAGGUCGGCUUCGCUCCUUUACUGAUUUCCGUGGGAUACCAAGGGUCAUCGGAUUCGGCAUAUCAAGGUGGAUGAGCUCCUCUAGGCCCAGCAGCUCUUUAGUAUAAUUAGCAGCGUAGCUACCAUGGCGUCAUAUACGUCCGCAUCUUGGGUGGUCGGCAGUAUUAUAUUCAUUGCAUUUAAAAUCUCCCGUUGAGUAGUUGAUUGCCUAGAGUGUGGCAGGUGCUUUCUAUUGCGCGCUCUCUAAGCCUCGAUAUUUCCAGAUACCUAGAUAGUUCGCAAUAGCAUGAAUGUAGAUUCAGAUUCGUGGCAGGGCAUCCAGUUCCAGCACCUAGUGUUCAAAAUAACCGAUCAAGC
Blastomyces dermatitidis ER-3 is the source of this 3158-nucleotide messenger RNA. RefSeq names its product T-complex protein 1 subunit delta. Gene Ontology annotation, biological process: protein folding. Gene Ontology annotation, cellular component: chaperonin-containing T-complex. Gene Ontology annotation, molecular function: ATP-dependent protein folding chaperone; ATP binding; ATP hydrolysis activity. The coding region runs from base 116 to 1723 and encodes 535 amino acids. The record is from RefSeq and is a predicted model, not a curated record. Lineage: Eukaryota; Fungi; Ascomycota; Eurotiomycetes; Onygenales; Ajellomycetaceae. The transcript has 8 exons.